This is a messenger RNA of Annulohypoxylon maeteangense, 2028 nucleotides long. RefSeq lists its product as uncharacterized. The coding region runs from base 655 to 1836 and encodes 393 amino acids. The transcript has 2 exons. Lineage: Eukaryota; Fungi; Ascomycota; Sordariomycetes; Xylariales; Hypoxylaceae. The record is from RefSeq and is a predicted model, not a curated record.
GUCAAUAUUGAUAAACUUGUUUCAGACGACUCUUUCCAAGAGACAAACGCUCCUAGUCAUCUACUUUACAUGAUAUGAAUUAUAUGAAUUACUUGAAAUCUAUUUCAUAUAUAUUGUGGCAACGAGAAAUGAUCCCUUUGUUAUAAGCCUGGCUCUAAAGAAAUAUCCGACCCCUUAUUCUCCUUUACUCAUCCGCAGCUGAGAUCGUUAAUUACUAAUCCUAGUUGGAGAGAACGACGAAGUCUAGGUUCUCUUUAUCCUCUUAGAGAUACGAGUCGCCUAAAGCUACCCCAUCAGAACAAACUUAUGUGAUCAACGGACUCUAGCCUUCGCCACAAAAUUUUACAAACGGUAUGAAACCUAUGUUGUUGUAUGCCUGACGUAAUUCCAGUUAAUAUGAAUGACCCCUUUGAUUUAGAGGUCCGCGCCUCUUCUUUAACCAACAAAAAGGAUAAGACACAAAAAAGCUUUGUGGUCUUGAUCUAUUCAUAGAAAAAUGCUCUUAAGGAAAGCCCCGCCGCGGGAUGUUGGCCAUAGUUCUCGGCCGAACAACGUACUUUGCAAAUUUCAGACGGCUUUUCAGAGGAACGAUCGAAAUUUGAUGUUCAAGCCAUAACUUGCAUUCAAUAUCUCCUCAUAACUAUAGCAGAUCCAAUGACAAGCGAUGUAAACAUUUCGAGGCGUCCGAGUCUCGAGCCCCUCUGGACUAACUACCGUAACCAUGACAGUUUGCCCGAUACGGUCUUCCGGCCAACCCCUAUUAGCGUUAGCAUGUCUCAGCCGCCGCUAUCUCCCAAGAGCCUCCCAGGUCCCAGUCCGGUUCACCCUGCUUCGUACGAUAAAUCAAUGCGAAAGCAAGACCGAGCUCUUGUCGAUAGUUUCGAUCAGCGAACACGACAUGUUGUCGGCUCGGCACCUUUAACCCCAAUCGAUGAGUACUCGCCAUCGCCCUUGGUUGCAAGGCUCGAAAAGAUCAGCAUUCUACCGCCAAUGAGCGUGCCUCAUGGUUUACCAACACCUGCCUCACCGAGCCUUCCUCGAAGAGACAGCCUGGGCGCAGUAGAACGAUCUGAUUCUAUGGGUGGUGUAUCUGGGUCUCGAGAUAGAAGCCCUUACUAUUAUACUCGCGACGAAUUGCCGAUAUCUCCACGAAUAGACUCGGUUUCAGGGAUCCAUGACCAACUUCGAAGUUGGGGUCACGUUUACUACGGCAAUGCGAAAACGGCUGAUGCAUUCAUCAUUGCUAGAUCUCUACGUCGCCGCAGCAGCGAUUCCCUAACGGAUAUUGCGAGACCAGAGCUCGUGAAAGCGACAGCGAGUGCCCCAAUGAAAAAUAGAUUAACAGUUCGUGCCAUCGUUCGACCUCGAGCUCUAGAUAGACCAUCGUUUUUGAUUCAGCGCAAUUUUGAUAUAGACGAGCUGAGAGCGACAACACCGGACCCAACGCCAAAGCCUCAAGUCAGAAGCCCGAAUGAAUGGCGUCGUCCUAGCCUCCCGUCGAUAUCAUCUCGGAGUGGCACCCCAUCCCCGAGGUCAAGACGUUCUAGUAGUGUCCGGUCGGGAGCGUUGCUACGAUCAAGUACCAACAGCCUAGACCUCGAUAGCUUAAUAAGAGACGCAAAAGCAGUGCCUAUCCAUCUCAAGUAUGUUCGCGUAUACCUACCUGUCAUUGCGGCCUUAUUAGUAUCUGGUCAUGUCCACGAGGGAGACAUCAUUUACUUACCGAUGCCGCAUGCCGAGUCAUGGCCGCAGACGGCCCAGUACGUGUACACAGGACAGGGAGAGCUGACGAAGGCGAUUAGAGAGAAUAUAUUGUAUCUAGCUGGUAAGGUGUAAUUAGGUAUCUGUUGGCAAUUAUUCUAUGUAUACAGUAUCUCCUUCUUGUCUCUACUUGGAUGGAAAAUAGUUUAAAAGUAGCAGUGUACCUACUAGGUAGGUAUGUUUGUAAGUACGUAGAAAGACUUACGAUUAGGCUAGGCAGGCUGCUAUUGACAAAGAAACAUGGAGAAUCGGCUCACAAUAUGUACG